AGUUGCGUAGAAUGGAACGUUACGUUUGCUUCUUUGUCGAGUUGCACAGAUGGCGCUUCGAAAUUUGUAAACUGCGUAUGGCGAAUUGACGUUUUUGGUUAUUUUUGUUCUCGCCUCGUGUUUACUUUAGUGUCUAAUUUCGGUCCAUUUGUAAAAAUUUCGUUGUGCAAUAUCAAAAACCUUCAAAGUCCGUCCGGGGACAUAUUUUACGCUAUCGUAUAGUAUCGAUCCGCGCUUCUCGACUAGGUAUAUGUAUACAGUUUUAUCACGUGGUGGUGUGAUUUAUAUAAUUGUUGUUUACUGUAGGAGUAGAAAGUUUGCGCAUGUGCGUCCCCUCAGUAACCUCAAAGCGUAGAAGGGACACGUAGGGAGUCGUCGGGCCUGUGAUGCGGCAUCGCGGCGAGGCCGCGCGCCCCGCGUGUGCACUGUGAGCGCCAUGGCCCAGACGCAGAUCUCGCAGAGCUCGGAGAGCGACGCGUGGCGCGCGCUGCUGUCGCUCAAGUCGGCGCCGCCGUCGCCCUCCAAGGUGCAGUGGGCGCAGGAGCCGGCCGCGGUGGCGAUCGCGCGCCUCGACGGCCGCGACUUCGAGUACCUCAUCCGGCAGAAGAGGGUGAUCAUCGGCCGCAACUCGAGCCGCGGCCAGGUGGACGUGAACAUGGGCCACUCGAGCUUCAUCUCGCGGCGCCACCUGGAGCUGUUCUACGACCACCCGGAGUUCUACCUGACGUGCAACAGCAAGAACGGCGUGCUCGUGGACGGCGUGUUCCAGCGCAAGGGAGCGGCCGCGAUGCUGUUGCCCAAGAGAUGUACCCUCCGCUUCCCAUCCACCAACAUCCGGCUGGACUUCCAGUCGCUGGUGGAGGAGAGCGGCGGCGGCGCGGGCGGCGCGGGCCCGCCGCUGCCGCCGCUGCGCAUCACCAUCCCCAUGGACAACGACGGCCGCAGCCCCGCGCCCUCCCCCACCGGCACCAUAAGCGCCACCAACAGCUGCCCGACGUCGCCGCGGGGCGCGGGCUCGUCCGGGCGCCGGCACCCCGACCUGGGCCUCGUGGCGCAGUACGCGGCGCUGGCGGACCAUCGCCCCAACUCCAACGGCACUGCGGCUUCAUCCACAUCAGAUUCCGGCUUCAACUCUCGGGACGCCAGGGAUCGCGAUCAUCGAGAAGGGCGCGACGACGCCAAGCCACCCUACAGCUACGCGCAGCUGAUCGUGCAAGCGGUGGCGUCGGCGCAGGACAAGCAGCUGACGCUGAGCGGCAUCUACAGCUACAUCACCAAGCACUACCCCUACUACCGCACCGCAGACAAGGGCUGGCAGAACUCCAUACGUCACAACCUGUCGCUGAAUCGAUAUUUCAUCAAAGUGCCGCGCAGUCAAGAGGAGCCCGGCAAGGGCAGCUUCUGGCGCAUCGACCCUCAGAGCGAGGGCAAGCUGAUCGAGCUGGCCUUCCGCCCGCGCCGCCCGCGCGGCGUGCAGUUCCGGGCCCCCUUCGGCCUCUCCUCCAGAAGCGCGCCCACGUCGCCGUCGGCGGUGGGCAUGUCGGGGCUGGUGACGCCCGAGGAGCUGUCGCGCGAGCCCACGCCCGACCUCUUCACCGGCGAGGAGCAUGAACAGGCGGGGCAGCAGCGGCUCAACAACAACGGCGGCAGCAGCAGCCAGUCCACGCAGUACCUGUUCCCUCAGCGCAGCACCGUCAGCCAGAGCGCGCCCGGCUCGCCCGGCGCGGGGCUGGCGUACAGCGCGGGCGGCGGCGGGCUGGUGAUGGCGGGCCACCAGAUCACCGUGGUCACCAACGGCGCGGGCGGCGAGAGAGAAGAGAAGUACGUGGUGAACACGUCUGGCGGCGCGCUGGUGUCGCUGCCCGACGAGGAGGUGCAGGCCGCCAACCUGCUGCUGCAUCAGCACGAGCCCUACUACGCCGGCUACGGCGGCGACGAGGGCUGCGGCGCGCUGGGCGGCGAGCUGGUCAUCGAGGAGGCGCCCGACGACCCGCCGCACAAGCGCGCCAAGCAUCACCACGUGUCGGACAUGGACGACCGGCGCGCGUAUUGACGCGGCCCCGCCCCCGCGCGCCGCCAGCUGCGCGAUAACGUCUGUCGCGCGACACCGCCGCCGCAUCGCGGACACAUCCUCCACUACAGACUAAGUGUUACUAUACGCUAAAUACAUUGAACAUGAAGUAUAUUGGCCGUUCGGACACUCGAUCACGUUCUGCGAACCUUUGUGGCGUCGCUGCGCAUGCAAUAUUCGCUGUCAUUUUUUUUUAAAUUUUCAUUUUUGAUGUCAUUUUCACCCUAUUCUGGCGAAGCCUAAAGGGGGGAAAGCUUCCCCAAAACGUCGCGGGUGUCACUAGGUACAUAAAAUUCUUAAAAAAUCAAAAUGGCGGAUUUUAUACACUAAAAUGUGCCGGCUGAAAAAGAUGCAAACCGCAGUCUGGCGUUUUGAAAAGUUUUUGAAAAAAUUACUUGUUUUCAAAACGAGGUUCUUUGGAAAAAAAUUUGUUUUCAAAACGCGCGUGUGGAUGUAGAACCUGUUGUUGAGCGCGUGUUAGCUAACCUGGUAGAUAACCUGUUUUGCGAUGUAAUUUUGAUCUUUUAAGUAAAGCAAUUUUCAGAAAAUCACAAGUUUCAGGAGGGACGACUUUUUAUUUUAAAAUUUGUUUUGUUUUUAGGAUAAAAUCACAUGGCUACAAUUAUUAUCUUUUGAGCUAGCACACGUGCUAAAGAAGAUAGUUUGCAGGCCCACCCGCCUUUUAGAAUUGAACAAAAUGGCAUCAAUAACAAAAAUUACAAAAAAUCUCAUAUCGGAUUUAGCAUGCGCGGUGAUGACACAGCCAGAUAGGCGACCAACGACUACUAGCUGCUAGUUGUCGCGAAGUCGGUCAAACGUUCCGAUGACGUCACAAGAACAUGUGGUGAUGUGAUAUCGUUAUGUUGGGGAUUAUUUACGUCUCAAAUAUAUAUUUUUUUUUUAAUUCUAGGAAUAAUCUCAAGAUUAACUAUAUAAUCAUUGACAGAUAUGUUGACUUUAGUCUGUUUGUAAAUUACAAUAGUACACGUUAUUUAGCAAAACAAUCGACGGACGUUAUCGCGGCGAACCUCCAGUGGGGGGUAACAACAAAUUGACAUUUUGAACCCCUUUGAUUUGACAGUUUUACAGUGAACUUUACAAUAAAGUGUUAAGAGUAAAGUGUCGAGUUCUCGUUUCGAGUGGAUUUUAGUUUUACGCUGAGUAAGGCAUAUUGCGUUAUUUUUCCUUUAAUUUUAAGUUUCAAUUUGUUCGUGACGUCACCGCGAUGUCGAGUACGCGUUAUUAUUACUUUUUAAUGUUUCGUAAUACAUCCAUUUGUAUGUUUGACUUUGUACAGCUGCGACUUCGAAAAUAUUUUUUUGAAUAUUAGGACUAUUCAUUAAUUGGUAUACUUCAAGAUCUUGUGAGUUUAUUAAGUGCCCUUGUAGAUUAGAUCAUUUUUUUUACACAAACAGUUUAUUUUUGUGUGCAGUCACAUAGGUCAAAUUCCAUGCGAUUUAAACUUGCCCACAUUCAGUUUGUUGAAAAGAAAUGGAAUUUUUCUUGGUCCCAUGGCUCACGACCUUAUACGUGUCAGAAAAGAGGGCUCAAAUAAGUGAAGCUCAAUAACAUGUUAUCACAUAACACAUAAAGGUAACGUCAGACUUUGAGAAACUGUCAAAUACGUGCAGGAAGGAGUCUGUCAAAAAUGGCUACCGAUUGAAAUUGAAGUGUGUCGUAAUGGAUAGCUCCUCAAUACGAGAAUUUUGCAAAUUUAGUUUAAUUUCAAAUGCAAUAUUUUAUUUGAAUAGUUUAGAAAUGAAUAAAGUACACUUGUAUAGUAUAGAAUAUAAUAUUCCAGUCUCACUAUAAUCGUUAACCAAAAGUGCAAUCAUACAGAAGGUAAUAUUAUUAUUUUAUUAUGUUAGUUCAUACUACCCACUACAAAAUGUAACAUUAUAUAGAAUCUGGCAAGGUUUGCUGGCGCACCAAACCAAUAAAUUAUAAUAUAUUCCAAAAUUAAAGUUACUUCAUAUAACAUUUGAUAAUAAAUUGAUUUUUUUUGAAACGUUGUUAUAACCAAAUUGUACACUUACUUAUAACUCAACUUGAUCAAUAAAUACAUUUUUGACCGGAAACUGAACAUUUUAAUUGACAGAUCGCAACCAAUUAUCAUGCUUGCUAGAUCUUAUUACUCGUAGGUCUCUACCGAGCAUGCGGAAUCCCGACCCUAGAAAUUUGGCUAGAUUUUUAACUGACUUCCAAUAAGAAGGUGGGUCUCAAUUCAGCCCGUUUUUUUCUAUGUAUGUUCACCGAUUUCUCUAAGAUUUCUGGACCGAUUUGCAAAUAUAUUUUUUGUUGGACAACAUUAUAAAUCUGAAGUAAAACUACAUUUUUAUCGCCGUUAUUAGGGUCGAUGUAUCGCCUCUCCGAUCUUCAUCACAAUGUACGUAUACUGUGAACCAGGUUUUGGUUACCGUAUGUAACCUAGAUUUGACAAAAUAUACGCAACGUCGAAUGUGUUCCGCGAUUGGACAAAAAAAUUAACAGAUUUUUCAGUUAAAAACGUUCCUUUUGAAAGUUUUUAACGAAUUUUUCUUGUACGUAAUGAAGUAAAAGACGAGAAAAUAUACGAAUUUUGAACGAAGUACAACAUUUACAUUAAUUAACAAUUAAUAUUCGUAUAAUAGAGGAAUUAAUGUUAAAAAAGAAAUACUUUAAUGUAAUAAGUAAUUCUGUUUUGUAUUUGGUAUAGUUCUAUUGUUGAAAUUUUCGAAAAGAAUAAGUAUACCUACCUACUUAAAAUUUUGUCAUUUAAAUAAUAUUGAAAAUUCUAAUAGGAAAAUAAUGCUAAUUAAUGAAAUCAGUGUUUCACACCUUCAGGGCGCCGUGAAUCCCACUUCUGAUUUACUACAUGUACGGUCAAAGGCCGUAAGUCGUUUAGCACCCUAAUGAUCAUAUUCGCGUGACACGGUUUUGCACAUGCGUUAGGUGUGUGUGGCGUGUUUAUAGGAAAAGCUCAUGAGUGCGAGAGAUUUUUGAUGCAAUAGUUUCGCGGAGUUGCUACUCGAAUUCUGAGGCCGACCGUACGUAACUUUCUUACUCGAAUAAAUUAAAUAAAAGUAUUAAAUAAAGUCAAUUUAAAUGCAGUGCAGUUUUCUUUCAAGUCUGAAUAAAUAACAUGUAUUGUUUUAGAAUAAUCAUUGUGAGCUGCACCUCGUACUGAAAGUGUGAAACGUCUGGAUUUUUUGAAUAGUUUGUCGUUUCUGACUACUUACAUAUUAACUAAACUCCAAGUAUGUAGUAGAAUUUACAAUUUUCUAAUGUAAUUUACAAAGUUGCAAAAUAUUAAUAAAUUGAAAAUGUAUUAAAUUGAAAAAAUAUUAAAUUGAAGUGUGAAUACCGAUAAUUGCCUCUAAAAUAUAAAAUGUAUGAAUGCUCGAUUAAGAGUACACUUCUCGUUAUAGACCGUUGUUCCUUAUCUUGAAGAAAGGGUCAACAAGUAGCUUCUCGCUGAAACGAUUUGCCGACGACCUUGUUACCGCGAAAUGACAAUGCAAUCUUGAUACAAGUGGAAAACCUAACUCUAGAAGGUCUGAAGCGCCGGGCAAAGCGCGUCGCUUACGCGUUUCUCCAAGGUUUCUGCGAUUUUAAGCAAACUAAGGAAAAAGCAACUAUAAUUGCGUGUAAAUUACGUACGUUGCGUGCAACAAUACCAUAAAUUCAACAAUCCAACCACAACAAUUGUGAUUGUAAUAAUGAUAGAUGCAGGUGUUUUGAAAUCGACCAGCUGGUCUUCUAGCUUUCACGAUGUGCAGGACAUUUGGUAUGCAAAUGUAAUUUUGUCACCCAAAUGUGAGCUUUGAACAUUUUAAGCAACAGAAAUAGUUCUCAUCUGUUAUUUGAUGUUUUUUACAAGUCUUUAAAUAGUAUGGGUACUGUUUACAACAAUUGCUGUAUGUUGCUUAUUUGAAAAAUGUCGAAAAAUAAUAUCCUUUUUUGCUUGGCUACAUAGACAUAUUGCGUAGUUUAACAAUUCACGCGGCAUUGAUUCGCAAUAGCCAUGUGAAAAAAUACCUUUUUAGUGUUUAAGCUUCGAUCUAAGUCUUAUUUUUAAAGCAAAAAAAACGAUCAAAUUAGUUUAGUUCCACACAAACACUAACACUUGCAAAAACAAUUCGGUAAUUUGAUUAUUAUUUGUCUGACCUCAAAUUAACAGAAUGUAUUACAUCGUAUACUGAAUAUUGGAUAUAAUACCGAAGUUUACAGAUUAUGUGACACUGAAAUUGACAGUACAACUUUCAACUCUACUACGCCUGGGGUUGGCACACUAAAGUUUUCUCAUUUUUGACCACAUCGUACCGACUCUAAAACGACAUUCAAAGCGUCGAUAACAUACUAGGUCUCCCGAUGCGUACAAGCUCGCCGAUGUUCUAGCAAAGUCUAUUCAUUGUAUUCUCUAUCGAACUCGCUCGUCGAACAUGUAUGUGCUUGUGGAGCUAGCCAAUAGUUUACUGGAGCGGAUAAUAUUUUUGUUAAAAAAAAGUUUAUCAACUCUGUUUCGAUGUAAAAUAUGAAAUAUUAUAUUAUAUAGGAGUAAUUAAAUAAAAUUAAAAUAAUAUGAUUAUAUUACUAUCGAUAAUAAAUAAAAUUUGUAAACUAAUGUUUAUUUUAGUGGUAUGUUAUAUUAUUAUAUAGUAUGAUAAAAUAUUUAGUGAAGAGCACGCAAGUGAAUAAAGCUUGGAUUAUUGUGUAACUUAGCAUUUAAUAUGUGAAGUAUGGAGGCUUUAGAACGACGUGUUUGUAUUUGGUAGCGCUCCCGUACGGUUUGCUCGCAGUCGGCCUAGCCGAUACGAGUUAUAUAUUUAGAAUACAUUUGUUUUGUGUGUACGUUAGACAUACGUUUGCCCUUUAGUGUCUUAAACGGCUGGACCGAUUAUGAUAGAGUUAGGUCAAUGCUGUUUGUCAUUAUUUGGUAUAAGAAUUUGGUUGCGUGUCUGUGUGUGUGUGCGUGUGUGCGUGUGUGGACGAGUGCGUGGGCGCCGGUGUAAUAUUGAGAGUUGUGAAGUUUUCGUUUAAGGUUAAAAUGUUUUAAGUUUCUUCCAAAUAGGUCCAGUGAGUUUUUGUUGUGACGAAUUGUAUUGAGUCAAAACCAAGUUUAAAGACAAAGGAGCGGUUAGGGUGGACACCAUACGUGCAGACGACGGAUCAUAGGGGUGGUUGUUAAAAACUUGUUUUUCUCCUCAAAACCAUUUCUACGCUUUAACUGCGAUUUAGCAGAAAUGAAACCUGUUUUAAAUAAUACUUUCUUCUUAAUUCUAAUUAUUUAUCUUUGUAAGUCAAUGAUUUUUAUGUUAAAAAUAUUGUAAUAUUUACUGUACAUUUCAAUUAAAUUCUCUUAAUUGCGUAAUUCGUAAUAAACAGCUGAAGUAUGUAACGAAGUAAGUUCUAAUAUUUAAUUUUAACUUAUUUUUCAACUGCUAUACGCUGCUACUUAUGACUAUGUAAAUAAUGUUUGAUUUUGUAGUUUUAACAACUAUCUCAAGUCGUCAUGUAUAAAUUCACACGCAUUGGGUGACGAUCGAUUAAUGUAAAUUAUAAGGCAUUCAAAAUGCUAUAGGUACAUUAUGGCAGAGGAUUCUUAUACCAAUAUAAACUUUAACGUUAUAAAAAUUAGAUCCAUAUUCGAAUGGCGAAACACGUAGUAUAUGUACUAAGUAAAUACAAUUUUUGUUGAGUAUUUUAACGCAUGUUUCACCAGACACACGCACAUUAGAGAAAACAAGGGUGUCCCAAUACUUUUUUUUUUAAAUAUUUUCGGUCACAGUAAUCUUAUAGAAUAUUUUUAAUGUAAAAAAUACUUUUGUUAUGGAAAGUAAGUCGAGCACAUAAUAUAGUCUUUUUAUUUUGUAAAUUUGAUGAAUAAAAAUACUUUUCAUAGAAAUUGAGUUAUUGUUCCUAUAACGUCACCAGUAAUGCCUGAUCCAAUCAAGAGAUAUUUUCUAUCUCUGCCCUUCAAAUCUGAUCUGUGUGUGUGUGUCCGGUAGGACGUGUGCCGUCAGGAUGUGUGUACGGUUGUACACGUCUGAUUUAUUAUUGACAAAUUUUAAGAAAUAAACGUAUUUUAUCUCCUU
Maniola jurtina (meadow brown) is the source of this 8145-nucleotide messenger RNA. RefSeq names its product forkhead box protein K1 (gene FoxK). Gene Ontology annotation, molecular function: RNA polymerase II cis-regulatory region sequence-specific DNA binding; DNA-binding transcription factor activity, RNA polymerase II-specific; protein binding. The record is from RefSeq and is a predicted model, not a curated record. The coding region runs from base 437 to 2053 and encodes 538 amino acids. Lineage: Eukaryota; Metazoa; Arthropoda; Insecta; Lepidoptera; Nymphalidae. Gene Ontology annotation, biological process: regulation of transcription by RNA polymerase II. The transcript has 12 exons.